AAGUCACAGAGUCAAGAUGGCGGCGAGGAACGGGAAGAGCGGUCUGCUGGAGAAAUGGAGGAUCGAUGAGAAGCCGGUGAAGAUCGAUAAAUGGGACGGAGCUGCAGUGAAGAACUCUCUGGACGACGCUGCCAAGAAGGUGGUGCUGGAGAAGUACGGCUACGUGGAGAACUUCCAGCUGGUGGACGGCCGGCUGCUGAUCUGCACCGUCUCGUGUCUCUUCGCCAUGCUGGCUCUGGUCUGGGACUUCCUGCACCCCUUCCCCGAGUCCAGACCGGUGCUCGCCUGCUGCGUCAUCUCGUACUUCAUCAUGAUGGGGGUCCUGACCCUCUACACGUCGUACAAAGAGAAGAACAUCUUCCUGGUGGCUCUGAACCGGGACCCUGCUGGGAUGGACCCAGACCACAUCUGGCAGCUCAGCUCCUCCCUGAAACGGUUUGAUGACGUGUACUCUCUCCGGCUGACGUUCUCUGACGGUAAAUCUUCGUCCUGGUCCGACGCAGAGUUCAGUCGCUCCGUGUCGGCGUUCUUCGAUGAGAACGGGACUCUGGUCAUGGACCAGUUUGAGAAGUGUGUGUCCGAGCUGCACGACUCGCUGAGCUCCGACAAGAAGACCAAGUAACCUUCAUCAUCGUCAUCAUCAUCGUGUCCCAGUUAUAAAACAGAAAACUGAAAAGGUCCAAUAAAACAAAGAUUUGAGGGAUUUGUAAUAAAUGUUCAUUUUGAUUGGUUAACGGUUACUUCCUGUUACUUUCCGCCUCGUCUCCUGAGCUUCUUCUGUGUCGGCAGGUCUUUGAACGCACCGUGACUGCACGUUAGAUGUUUAAUAGCAGAUCAGCUGAUCAGUUCUAACCAAUCACAGCGCAGCACGUCAGCUGAUUUUUGUUUUUGUUAAAAUGUUUCUUUGAUGUUCAGGAAGUGAAGCCCACUCUUAUUUUGAAGUUUAUUUUUCUGACAGCCUUAAAAUCUGUUUGACAUUAAAAAUAAAAAAUGUUCAAAUUCUGA
Molecule: messenger RNA, 1005 nt
Organism: Scomber japonicus (chub mackerel)
Lineage: Eukaryota; Metazoa; Chordata; Actinopteri; Scombriformes; Scombridae
Gene: spcs2
Product: signal peptidase complex subunit 2
Exons: 5
Coding region: 17-622 (201 amino acids)
Biological process (GO): protein targeting to ER
Cellular component (GO): signal peptidase complex; membrane
Source: RefSeq, a predicted model, not a curated record